AUGUCAACGUCGUCAACAGUUCUGACGGAGCACAUAGUCAAUUUAAAUGUCGGCGGUCAGCGGUUUGCCACGAGUUCCAACACUCUCAGCUGGAUUCCAGAUACAUUUUUUACGAGGUAGAAGAUUUUGUAGUUGUUUAGAAUGAACAAAACAUGAAUUUUAGUUUGUUGAGCGGUCGUCUGCCAACGGUUCGAGAUGAAGCGGGCGCGAUAUUUAUCGACCGUGAUCCAGAGAUUUUUCGUGUUAUUUUAAACUAUUUACGGACAAAACAAGUUGAUCUAAGGUUAGUUUUAAAGGGAAUUUUGAGGGUUUUAAUAAAGAAUAAGGUUUCAGCGCUGUGAAUGCAGCACAACUGAAGCACGAGGCGCAGUAUUUCGGGCUGGCGCCUUUGGUUCGAAGGCUGACCUUGUGCGAGGAGCUCGAUGUGAGCUCCUGCGGCACGGUCCUGUUUAAUGCCCUGAUUCCCUGUCCGGAUUUGCCCUUCGGCUGUAUUCCGCAGGACAAAAGGGUCCGUUUUGAAAGGGGUUUUUGACAAAGCAGAAAGAAAAAUCAGCUUUAAGUAUUAUGAUAUUUGAUAUCCACCUUAAAUAGAGUGUAGUUACUUCAAUUCUGUAUUGAAAAAAAUAUUACAUUUUCUCAGUUUCGAAGCGUCUAGCUCUUAAAGCUCAAUAUAAAAACUUGUUAUCAUUUUUUUAAAAGUUGUAACUCGCCUCUAAUAUUUUAUUAAAAAUGUAGUUGAUUGUUGAAAAAAAGAUAAUAUUAGAGCCCAAAAAAAUGUAUUUCUCAUUGAUUUUCAACUCUUAAUGCAUCUUUUUUUCUUAAAUUUCAUCACCUUCAUGUACAAAUAAAACUUCAAAUUUAUUAUUUUUCAGACAAACUCACCCCUAUCCUCCGAUUGCAACUCGUCCGACUCGGCUUACCCUACAAAAAAACGCGAAGUCUGCCUUCAUGUAAUUAAUGAAUCGAAUAAUAACUUUCCUUAUUAAUUUUUAGGGCAGCGGAACCUCCACACCGCGAUAUUGUGGCCACGCGAAGAAGAGCUCCUACGAAUUGAAUCGAUAUGUUAGUUUUGGGCCGAUUGGGGCUUAAGAACUCGUUUCAAAACUGUUUGAAAAUGAUAUAUUUUGCGAUUUCUGAGCCUUUCAUUGGUUUUUCUUUGUCAAAUCUUCUGGUAAAAUCAUUUUUUAUGAGUUUCAGCUUUUUAAGAUUUUUAAAACAGUCAUUUUUGAGAUCUUCCCCAGAAUGGAAGGGAGUUUUCUGCUUUAUUUAGAUCUUCAUUUCAAAAAUUACUUUUCAGUUACUUUUUAUUAGGGUUUUUGCGUCAGUUCGAGCGGUCUAGCCCGGACUUCAGAAACUCCAGAGUGGUCCCUACAGGGAUUUUAGUUAGUGGCCCCUCUAGAUUCAAAAUUGUUAGGAACUCUAGGCGAAGGACACUUCCAUGGAGAAAAAAAAAGAAUAAUUGAGCCUUUUUUGAAUGAAAUUGAAAGACCCAUAUAGGGUCCACUUUUAUCAGUCCUUGCAGAGGCUGUUUUUCCCCCUAACCCCAAUGGGACCACUCUAAAAUUCGUAAAAAGGCUUUGCUUAUAAAAUGGCCGAUAGGCUGCCGGGCCGGCCAGUCGCACAAGCCUGUUCUUUUUUUUUGAUUACACCCGACUUUCAGCUGAAAAACGAGCUGUCGCAGUUGAUGCGCUCCUCCGGAACGCCUUCUGAAGACGGAAACCAAAUGCCAGUCGAUCCAAUCAAAGUGAGAAUGGUCAGAACCCAUCAUAACACGCUGGCUGUCGCCCACGCGUACUACGCUUGUAUGUACAGGUUUGUCCUUUUCUUUUUUUCGUUGAUUUCUUUCUGAAAACCCCUAGAAAAUACGUAUUUUUCUAUACAAAAAGGUACCAAAAUGACCCUGACAAAAUAGAAUUUCAAACUCUAAAAAACAAAACUUUUGCGAAUAGUUAUCAUUAUUUUCGAUUUUUUUAGCUGGAUGCUUAAAAAUUUGGUUGACUGGAAGUCAGUAUGGAAUAUAAACUUAGCUGAAAAUUUCAUUUUUUCCGUGCUGUGAAACGUCAAAGUGAUCCCUAUAGGGGUCAGAGGUAAAAAAGGCCCUAUAGGGGACAAAACUUGAUCAAUUUAUCCUCUGCGGGUGUUUCCGAAAUUUCUCAAAAAGGCUAUCAAAAUGGAGAUAAAUAAAAACAAAUUCUCGUGUUUUAUAAGGUAGGUACCAAAAUAACCCUGAGAAAUUGGAAUUUCAAACCUUGAAAAAAAAACUUUUGCGAUUAGAUAUCAUUAUUUUCGAUUUUUUUUUUUGCUGGAAGCUUAUAAGUUAGGUUGACUGGUAGCCAGUUUCGAAUACGAUUUUUGCUGAAAAUUUCCUGUUUUUUGUGCUGAAGAACGUCAGAGUGGUCCCUAUAGGGGUUAGGGAGAAAAGGCCAUAUAGGGGACAAAAACUGGCCCCUAGAGGGGUAAAGUUUAGUUGGUUCUAUGGGGUCAUAUAACUCUGUGGAUAGUUUUCAUUCAAAAGCACUAAUUUAUUGAGUUUCUUUCUUACAGGGGCCACUAUUUGAAACCUCUAAAGAGGGCACUUUUGCAAGCUCUAGUCUCUCCUAUAGAAACGGGUAAAGUGCUUCCUUGAUAGCAGCUAUCAAGGAGCUCUAAAAGUUGCCCCUAAAGGUACCACUCUGGGGUCACUAAGCGCAAAAUUGUCGCUUUCAAAUCAAUAUAUUUUUGAAAAAAAAAAUUAUUUUUUUGAAGGCUAAAAGACUCGGUCGGCUGGCAGCCGGUUUGGAACACGCCUCGGCUCGAAUGUGCCGUCAAGCAUAUCGCCUUGAACUCCAAAUUCGGGCCCCAAGGAACGGAUCGCCUCUUGGCCGUUGGUCUGGAGAACGAGACGGUUCUUCUGUGGCUGGUGGAAGAGGAUGGCGCCGUCUCGAAGAAGGGUCAGGGAUUUUUGGCUUUUUUUUAGGGAACCAAAGAGAGAAAAAUCUUCUUGAUAGCCUAAAAGUUGUAAAAAGUAGAAAAGUAUGUCUCAAGCUGUGUGAAAAAUUUUUUAUAGAGGUUAAAAAUCCACUUUUUCCACGUGGUCUUAAUGCCGUGGUCGAAGCGAUUCCGUGAACUUUAAGAUAGCCGUCAGAGAAAGAAAAAGAUAAUCGAUUUUGGGAGGUUCAGAGAUGAUUUUAAGACAGUUCAGAGGCAAUUUUGAAAAAAUUUUGUGACGAUUCUGUGGGAAUUUUUAGUGGCCACUAUAGAGUUUCUCUGAUUAGUGGCCACUUCAGUAGCUUUCAUCCAUUAUUCCUUCCAGUAACUCUGAUCAUUUCAAAACAAACAUAUUGGACCAGUUAUGUUGAUCCAUUAACCCCUAAAGUGGCCACUAAAAUUUUUAGUGGUCUAGUAGUAGCAUUUAGACCUCUAUAGUGGCCACUAAUUUCUAACCCCUUAAGUGACCGCUAGUUUGACUACUACAGGGGCCACUAAAACGUCAAAACCCUAUAGUGGCCACUAGAAGCUUUCCCAGAUUGAGAGGCAAUUUUUGGAGGGUCAGAGAUAUUUUUGAAUUUGGCAGAGUUUUUUUGAACACCCCAUGAACAUUUUUCUCUCAUUCCUGUUGUAAUCAACAAAAAUAGUCUUUUUUUUCUGAAUAUGGUCGCUUUAUGCUAAAUUUAAGUUUGGGCCAAGUUUCAGUACACUUGGGCCAUUUUUAGAGAUGUUUUUUCCGAGUGUGAGCCAUACAUAAGUUGGCGAUUUUUAAGCUUCUGACUGGUUUAAUAAUAGGCCCCUCUUCUUAAGUUUUCCCAAAUUAAAGUUAAUAAUACCUCCCUAAGGCUAAAACUACCUUCCUGAGGUUGAAACUUCAUCAUAUUCCUUAUUUCUCCGAACUUUUGUAAGCCUUAGCCGUUCCUCCCGGGCUGAAUGAGUUCUGUACUUGACCAUCUAUGGUUUAGACCAGUUUUUUUUCCUUUUUCAGCUCUUUUCCCUGUCCAACUCUCAUGAUUUUAGGUUCCUUCGCCCUUGGAGUACCUGUCGACAAGCUUUUCUUCGUGGGCUCCCAAAUGGUGGCCUUGAGCAAAAUCGGAAAAGUCGGGAUUUGGCACUCGAUGACACAAAAUUGGCAGUGUCAGGGUGGGUUUUUGUAGAAAAAAUUCUUUUUUUUUCGAUGCUUUUGGAAGAUUCUUGUUCUUUUUUUUUUGCUUCCGACGGAUUGUUAGGAUACGCAUUUGGUUUUUUUUUUUCGAAAAUUGUAGAGGAUAAUUGAACUUUCAGAUUUAGAUAGAUUUUUGGGACAAAAACUUUCUUUUUCGAUUUUUUCAGAAAUUUCUUUAACUUUUUUGUUUCAGAUGGGUUUUUGGGACACACAUUUAUUUUUUUUUUUCUAAUUUUUUUUAUACUGGGAUCUUAAUUUUUGCUUCAGAAGCUUGUUGGGUCAGAAAUUAAUUUUUUUUUCCAACUUUUUUGGAGGUUUAUCGUAACUUUUGCUUCAGAUAUGUUUUUGAGGCUGAAAUUUUAUUUUAUUUUUCCUAGUUUUUUAAAGGAUAAUUGAACUUCCUGGCUUCUGAUGAAAUUUUGGGAUAAAUAUUUUCUUUAUUUCCCAAGUUUUUUGAAGUAUUAUCCUAAUUUUCGCUCCAAAUGGGAUUUGGGACAGAAAUCAUUUUUUAUUCCAACUUUUUUCAAGGAUUUUUGAACUUUUGAGACAGAAAUUACUUUUUUUUCCAACUUUUUUCAAGAAUUAUCAUACUUUUCGCUUCAGAUAUCGUGUCAAUAUCCUGUUUCGACACGGCUGGAUCUUCACUAUUAUUGGGAUGUGUCAACGGUUCCAUGUACUAUAUUGAUAUGCAGAAGUUCCCUUUGAGGUGAUGCUUCACAAGGGGGGCAGGGGGUAGUUCCUUUUUGGUUGGGAAUUCUUUAAAACUCGGUCAGGAUAUUUUUUCAUUUAAAAUAGUCCGUUUUGACGCGAGUUUAUCUUCUAGGAACCUUAGAGGGAUCCCUAUAGGGGUUAGAGGAAAUGGUUCUUCUCAUAUAGUUCAUAACAAUAAUCGACUACCAUGCCCACCUAUAGGGGCCACUUCCGAGAGCUUCAGUGACCCCUAUAGGUAGAGGUGAAGUAGCCCCCAAAGGGAACCUUCAACAGCUUUAAGGUUGCCCCUAGAGUAACCCCUCUGGCGUUCUUAAACUGACCUUGCCGGUGAGGGACAGAGAGACGCAGACACACGAAAACCGUCAAGUAACGGCGGAGGGACUAUACUACUAACAAAAAAAAAUAACUUGAUGAUCUACGAGUCGUCCUUGAUCAACGACAGUUUCGUGACUUCAAAUUUUCAUAUUUUUCAGAAAAUUAGGUCUCAAGGCCUCAAAAAAAGCCAAGAACCUUUGAGCUCUUUUAUUCUUUUAAAAACUGAAUAUUUUUUGAGCCUGUGACUUUUAGGACUUGACAGUACACCUAUGAAUAUUAUGGUCAAUUUUCAAAAGAUUCCCAACCAUUAAGAGAAACAACCCUUCUUGGGGGGGAUUUUCCAAUAAGUGUCGAAAAAUUGAUUCAGAAUGAAAGACAAUGACCUUCUGGUGACGGAGCUGUACAGAGACCCGGCCGGCGACUGCAUCACGGCGAUUUCCGUUUAUUUGACCCCGAAAAACAAGUUUAUUUUAUUCAUUUUUUUAUAAAUAGAAUAUUCAUUUUCAAGCUGUGAGCGGGAAUUGGAUCGAAAUCGCCUACGGAACGCAAACCGGAGCCGUCCGGGUCAUCGUACAACAUCCGGAGACCGUUGGCCAUGGCCCGCAGUUGUUCCAGGUGAGACAUGGUUUGAUGUGCAGGUGGAGGGAAUGGAUUGUGAGAAGGGAUACUGUAGUUCUAACUAAUAUUUUUAAGCUUUCAUUUUGAAAACUGAGUGAUUUUAAGGUUUUUCAGAUGAUUCAUGUAGAUUUUGACCAUUUUUUUUUUUUGCUGUACCACAUUAGGUGUGCAGGGGGUUAGGGAUUAGUCAGUAUUUUUUUCCUGGUAAAGUCCCUAUAGGGGUAACUUCUGGGGCCCUCGAAGGUUCCCCUCUAGAGGUCACUUCCCCAUUCCCUAUAAGGGCAACUAAAGCUUGAAAUAGUGACCUCUAUAGUGUCAUAAUAUUAAUAUAUUGAUAUGAAAUCUAUGAGAAGAAGAAUUUUCAUGCGAAAAAUUCAAAAAAUUAGCGUUUUUCGAGCGAAAAAUGAGCGGAAAUGGAUCGAAAUCUAAAAAAAUGGAUCAAGAUUGUGUUUUUUUCAAAUCUGAACCAAAAAAAUUAAAAAGGCCCCUGUAGGGACUACUUGAGCUUUAGGGACUUAGGGCUCGCACUUUAAAUCACUAUAGGGACCACUUAAAUUUUUUUCCUCUAUGGGGAGCACUUUUUGUCUCUUGUAUGGUACGUCUUUUCUCUUAACUCCUAUAGGGACUACUUGAGCUUUAGAGGUUUAAAGGUCACGCUCUAAAUCAUUAUAGGGAUCACUUAAAUUUAACUCUUAAAAAGGGCUUUUUUGAGGGUUCUUCCAAACCCUAUGGGGACCACUUUGACGUUCCAAAGAACUUACUGUUCAUCACAGAUAUACAUUUAAAAAAAUCUCGGUAUUAAAUUUUUUUUCCUGAGCUUCUGGAUAGGGUCAGAAUUUAUAAGAAAAAAAAAGAAAAAUCCGAAUUUUUUCAGACCUACACUGUCCACAACUCACCCGUGACGAAAGUCGCAUUAACAACGACUCAUUUGAUAAGUGGUGAGAUCGAAAAACUAGUCGGAAAAUACCGUAAUCCUCGCUCUACAGUAUGCUCGGAGUACAACCAUGUGAGGUCUUGGAUGGUGACGAGGUUCAGAGGAAUGAUCAGCACUCAGCCCGGGAGCAUGAGCCUCGCCUCGUUCAAAGUCCUGACCCUCGACUCGACCGACGAACGGGUUGACCGGGAUUAUACUGAUCCUGGUGAUUAGAAGAUCGAUAAAUCAGUGGAAAAUUGAAGAACUUUCCCAGGACCAUAUGGUGACCAGGAUACGGAGCAGGUUUUCGUCCAACGACUCGUUCCUGACACGAAUCAGGUCUUCGUCCGGCUCGCCUCUACUGGAGAUCGGUACGGAGGGGAUAUUGGAUUUAUUGAAAAUAUCAUAGUUAAGCUAGAAUGGGUCUGUGGAAUGUUAGGGUUGGAAAAAUUGGAGAUCAAAAUCAAUAAGGACAAAAAUUUUACUCAGAAAAGUUGCUUUCACUGUAGAUUGGUGCGGAUUUUGAGUCGUAUUGCUUAAUUCAAAAACGAGAAUUUUUCGAAGACUUUUGUACGUAUAUAGUCUGUGUAGAUUUUUAAUGUCAAGUGCAAUGACGUCAUUCAUAAACACUCUGUGGAUGGCUCGCUCUCUGAUUGGUUUGUCGCACCAUUAGGGGCGGAGCUUGAGCGAUGACUUGACAUUCAAAAUCUGAACAGACUAUAGUACCUUGAAAUUUAAACGCCAGGAACUCCCCUAGGGACACUCUGGCUCUAUUUCUAAGAGCCCUAGAGGGACCACUCUGGCGUUCCUAAGCUGACCUUGACAAUGAGGGAACAGAGAGACGCAGACGGGCGAAAAAUUUAAACUCCCGGCGGAAGGGCUAUAUGCGGGCUUGGGGGUAGGCUGGGCGGUAUGACCCGAAUCGGGCUUUUUUUCCCCAAGAAGCCUGUUCGACUUUGGUCCAGACCAGCAUGGGAAUGAAUUUUCUUAAUUCUCUUAGAAGUUUUUCGGUUUUAACUCAGAAUCUUCACCAAAAAAUCCUUUUUCACUUGUUGAAUGAUAGUUAUGUUGAUACUUAGGUUAAAAAAGAACCAAAAAAGUGAUUUUUUUUUUUUCGUUAGGGUUGUUGGCUUGAAGAAAAAGGACCUUUUUUGGCCCGGGCUUUCUUUCAAAAUGGCCGAGGGCGCCAUCUUAGAAAAUGGCCGAGGGCCGGCCCUCGUUCAAGCCUGACUAUAUGGAAUAGCUUCUGCAAUCCCCUUUUGAGCCGUUUUUCAUGCACCCACGGAGUUAAUAUCCAUGAGGAGACAUUAAAAAGACUUGAAACGUUGAACUCAAUCUUCAAAGUUUCUAUUCUUCCAAUGAUUUUUUUCUCAGGUUAUGUACAAUAAAAUGCGUUGACAACUCGGUCAUCUCCGCCUUCACUGUACACGAAUGCGAAGGAUCCAGCCGAAUAGGAAGCCGCCCAAGGCGAUUUUUGUUCUGUGGAACGAGUACGGGAAACGUCCAGGUCCCAAAAUAAUUUUAAAAAAGUUGAAAAUGAGGUCUCUGUUCAGCUCUGGGACCUGACGACCGCCUUGGAUCAGUACCAAUCGUCGAGGCAACCAAUUGGAGGGGCUGCACAAUAUCAACAGGUCACGAGCAGCUCCGGCGACGUCAUGAAGCCGUCGUUGGCCCAGAACAUCCGGCUACCUGCGAGUUUACUUCAGGUAUGAAGGAAAGUUGCGUAAAAGUACUAAAGGUAAGGCUUAAAGACGAGAGUUCAGAAGAAGCCUAAAGAGGCGCCAGAGAAAGAAAGUUUCUCCCUUUCUUUAGCUUCUCUUUGGAUCGUUAUUGACCUCCCACACAGUGAAAAAGGUUGAGAAAAAGUUAGAGAUCAACGGAGGCCUGAAGAGACGCCAGAGAGUUAGAGAAAUUAACUUGAGGCGCCGCUUAUAUAGAUGGAGAGACGCUAGAGAAAGAGGGUUUUUCCACAUCUCUGACACCUCUUAAAAUCGCACGCUGUCUCAUUAAAGUUGGAACAGGGCUAACUAGUGAAAGUGUACCUUGAAGAGGCCUUUUUUGUCCACGUCUUGAAAAAAAAAUGAAACUUCUUCAGAUUUUCCUAUAAUGCUUUUCAAUCUAGAAAAAGACAGAGAAGCAGCUUUUUGAGAGAUUCCAGAGAAGUAAGAAAUACUCUUCUUCUCUGGCGUCUCUUCAAACCAAAUGUCUCUCGUUUGCAAGAGAUCAUCUUCUUGAAAAGCUGCCAGGAAGCGAUCUUUUUUUGUUUCAAAAAGCCAAAAAACAAGUUUCACUAAAAGUCCUACCGUAACCCAGUGAGUGGGCGGAGCCUCACAGUAACUAGCCUAAAAGUUUACAAAUUAUGUCUAGUAACUGUGAUAAUAAUUUCAACUGCCAGAGACUCUUUCUCAGGAUCCUGGAAGUUUCAGGGCCUCUCCGGACCGACGGCCCAGGAACUCUUGGCGUUGAUCGACGAGUGCGACCUGUGCUGCAGCUCCCUCUCACCGACCCCUUGCAGUACUCCGCAUCCUUCCGCCUCGAAUCUGCCCUCUCUAGGGGCUCGAUAA
Caenorhabditis auriculariae is the source of this 9253-nucleotide messenger RNA. Lineage: Eukaryota; Metazoa; Nematoda; Chromadorea; Rhabditida; Rhabditidae. The record is from the annotation of a GenBank genome assembly.